Messenger RNA from Theobroma cacao (cacao), 998 nucleotides. RefSeq names its product maternally expressed pab C-terminal (gene MPC). Gene Ontology annotation, cellular component: nucleus; cytoplasm. Lineage: Eukaryota; Viridiplantae; Streptophyta; Magnoliopsida; Malvales; Malvaceae. The record is from RefSeq and is a predicted model, not a curated record. Gene Ontology annotation, molecular function: ubiquitin-ubiquitin ligase activity; RNA binding. Gene Ontology annotation, biological process: positive regulation of canonical Wnt signaling pathway; protein polyubiquitination.
CAUAUGUUCUUAGUAAAGAGAACUGAUCAGGUUGGUGGAGGAGGAGGCAUGGCAAGGCGUGGUGGGUCAAUUUCAACAAUGGCCUUGGGCUUGGCACUUGCGACUGCAACACCAGAUCAGGUGAGAACCGUGCUGGGGGAGAGACUCCAUCCGCUCGUCCAAAACCUGGAGCCUGCUGCAGCAGCUAGAGUAACAGGGAUGCUUCUGGAGCUGGAUCGGACUGAGGUUCUGCACCUGCUAGAAUCUCCGGAAGCUUUGAAAUCCAGGGUUGCAGAGGCAAUGGAGGUUUUGAUUAGUGCUGCUUGUACGCCUUUGGGAACUGCUGUUGGUACAGGCAAGGCAAGGCGUGGAGGGUCAACAUCUCGUCGGCCAAUUUCGAUGAGGACAUUGUUGCGCUCGGCACUUGCGAAUGCAACUCCAGAUCAGGAGAGAACAAUCCUGGGGGAGAGACUCUAUCCGCUUGUUGAAAAACUGGAGCCUGCUGCAGCAGCUAAAGUAACAGGAAUGCUUCUGGAGUUGGGUCGGACUGAGAUUUUGCACUUGCUAGAAUCCCCAGUAGCUUUAACAUCCAUGGUUGCACAGGCAAUAGGGGUUCUGAGGAAUUCUGCUCAACAGCGGCAGGAUCAGACUGGUGGUGCUAAGUCCAGAUCAAUUGGCCAUCAUUGUCAUUGAAUGACAACCUUGGUGGUGUGUAUUGAAUUUGGAAUGUAUCUACCUUAUGUCUUCAACGGCAGUGACUUGCUUUAAGAAUUAAGUUUUAUUCUAUUUCUUAGUAUUUGCCUUUUAUCUUAUUUUCUGUUACAGCACUUUCUGUGCUCUACAUGUAUGCUACAUAACCGCUGCCAUGUACAAGGUUGUGAUAGGUAGUGGUGCACAUCAUGGUCCAACUAGCAAAAACUGUCAGCUAAACAGUAGUUUGUUUUUCUUUAUUAUAUGCUCCAGUAAUCUAUGCAACAGACUUAAUGAAUGAAAAUGCUGAGGUCUGUUUUUGCUCUCAA